UGCAAAAGAAAGAAUUUGCAAACACUAAGAACUUCUGCAAAGAUGUCUGGAUGUAUAGCACUAGAUAUAUUGGGGCUGCUUUUGACUCCAAAUCAGGCCAAUUUCCAGAUGAAUGAGGGACUAAUCUCCAGCUCAAUAGGUCUUGGCUAUGCCUCAGACCAAAAUUUCCAAUUGAACGAAAUUACUUAUCUGGCUGUUGCCCUUAUGGACAGAAAGGUGUGCCUCUAAAAUUCCUUUCCAACCCUUCUCCCCCAAAGAUUAAAGGGGAAACAGUUUACAUCAGAAGGGCAUUGAUUUUCUUAUCCUUAAGUUCUUUUCCUUCCUUUGGUGCAAAGGAAAUCUGUCCAAUUUCCUUGCAUUUACAAAUUAUCAUGACCCCAUAGUUACUGUAUCCUGAGAUUAUUUUUCUCCUAUAAAAGAUACCCUACUUCUUCAUUAACUUCUUUUAGCUGAUUUACUAAACAUAAUAGCUCAUUUCUUUUUAGAACUUAGUCUGCCAGUCAAAGCCUUAAUUUAGCCCACUUUAUGACAUUUUGGGUUCGUUAGGAACUGCCCACCUUAUGGCACCAAGUUCUCUAGAAACUUUGCUUGCCUUAUGUCGUCUUUCCCCUUGUUAUAGCUAGUUCAUUAAGAAUUUGCCCCAUCUUAUCACAUCUUGCUCCUUGUUAAUGGUGAGUUCUCCCAGGGAACUUAGUUAACUCUCAUCUUUUCCUUUUUUGAUGGCUCAAACUAUCUUUUGGAAAUUAUCACUGCUAUUAGCAAUGUAGUAAAAAUCAUUGUGUCUUUAUUUGGAGAUGCUCUAAGUUUUGAGUCCUAAUGCAUAAUACUGAUGGUUGCAGCUUCUUGGUGGGUGGGACAGUAUCAACCACAAAAAUAAUCAGAGACUCUCAAGAGUAAGAAAAAGCAGAAAGAGGUUUAUUACACUCUCAAGAAAGGGACUCUCCCAUCUGACAAAGUAUUUGUCAGUAAAAGUGAGUGCAAAGUAAAAACCACAACACAAGAUUAAAUACCAUGAAUGCAGAAACCUCCACCCCUACUGGGCUUUUUCUCCCAUUGUUUGAAGGGGGAGUCCGGGCUUACAUUCUUUUUUUUUUUAUUUAUUACUGCUUUUUAUUUACAAGAUAUAUGCAUGGAUAAUUUUUCAGCAUUGACAAUUACAAAACCUUUUGUUCCAAUUUUUCCCCUCCUUCCUCCCAUCCCCUCCCCCAGAUGGCAGGUUGACCAAUAUGUGUUAAAUAUGUUAAAGUAUAAGUUAAAAACAAUAUAUUUGCUGUCCAAAAUGAAUCAAACUUAGAAAUAAGGUUAAAUUAACCUGUGAAGGAAAUCAAAAAUGCAGGUGGACAAAAAUAGAGGGAUUGGGAAUUCUAUAUAGUGCUUCAUCUCCCAGAUGUUCUUUCCCCGGGUGUAGCUGGUUCAGUUCAUUACUGCUCUAUUGGAACUGAUUUGGUUCAUCUCAUUGUUGAAAAGAGCCAUUCCAUCAGAAUUGAUCAUCACAUAAUCUUCUUGUUGCUGUGUAUAAGGAUCUCCUGGUUCUACUCAUUUCACUUAGCAUCAGUUCAUGUAAGUCUCGCCAGUCCUCUCUGUAUUCAUCCUGCUGGUCGUUCCUUACAGAACAAUAAUAUUCCAUAACAUUCAUAUACCACCAUUUACCCAGCCAUUCUCCAAUUGAUGGGCAUCCACUCAGUUUCCAGUUUCUGGCCACUACAAACAGGGCUGCCACAAACAUUCUUACACAUACAGGUCCCUUUCCCUUCUUUAGUAUCUCUUUGGGGUAUAAGCUGGACUUACAUUCUAAUCUCCGAAAUCUAAUCCAGAAAUAAAAGAAUACAAGUCAAUAAUAACAAACUCUUAAUUUAAAUUUCCCUAGAGAACUGCUAUACAAGAUAUAUACAUAUAUCCUUGGAUAAGAAAAUUUAAAGCCAUCAUUACCUUUAAAAGUACUUAAAUGUCAAUUAAGAGGUGGUGAGAAACAGGAGGGGACAUAAACCUACAACUUUUAGCUAUAACUCUUUGUUAAUAUAAAGUCUCAAGUCAUGACUAAGGCUGUAGUUUAAGGCUAUAUUCCUAUGAGAGUGUCUUCAUUCAGUUAAUUCCAUACUGGAGAGAUGUAGCCGUCACUCUAAGGCCACCGGCCCUGGGAGGGCUGUAGCUCCACAAAUAAAGCUGGCUGUCAGAAACCAGUCUCUUGGUUGGUAAAAACAAAGUUUCUGAGAAUAAUGAGGUGCAUCCCAAACCGCUCCUCAGUUCUACCUCAAGCCUAUCAGUGACAUGAAGCACCUGAUCUCUCUUUUUCCUAUAAAUUUAUCUUCUUGCUCCAGAUUCUUUGCUAACUUCUUCUGGACCUCAGUCCGCUUCGGUUGGCAUUACAAUUAACUCGCCGCUUCGCUUGGAGUAUCCCACAACAACCCAGGCGCUAAGCCCUCCCGAUGGUGCCUGGACUUCCGGUGCCCCACCACGGUACCUUCAAACCGUGCGCAUGCUCCACUUCUUUUGGGAAGAAGCUUGUCCCUCGAAGCAACCCUUAAAAGAAUCCAGAACCCCCUCAGAGUGGUUGCUGGGAGACAGAAACCUCCUCCUCGAGGGUGAUUGGUUAAGUUCACAUGGAGGUGGAGUUCGUAUGCCACGUGAUUGAUACUCGCGCCAUGGAGGAGCCGGAAACGGAUAGGAAGAGACCUCGAGAGGAAGAAGAUGAUGCAUCAGGGGGCCUGUCAGAGGAUGAGGAUUAUGUACCUUAUGUGCCUGUUAAACAGAGAAAGCAGCAAAUGCUACAAAAGUUGCUGCAGAUGCGGCGGAAGGGAGCUGCUGAGGAGGAGCAGAAAGAUAGUGGCAGUGAGCCCCGAGGAGAUGAAGAUGACAUUCCACUGGGCCCCCAGUCCAAUGUCAGCCUUCUGGACCAGCACCAGCACCUGAAGGAGAAGGCAGAAGCCCGGAAAGAGUCUGCUAAGGAGAAACAGCUGAAAGAAGAAGAAAAGAUCUUGGAGAGUGUGGCAGAAGGCCGAGCUCUCAUGUCGGUGAAAGAGAUGGCAAAAGGAAUCACCUAUGAUGAUCCCAUCAAAACCAGCUGGAAAGCUCCUCGGUACGUGCUGAGCAUGUCUGAAGCCAGGCAUGACCGUGUUCGCAAGAAAUACCACAUCUUGGUAGAAGGAGAAGGGAUCCCGCCCCCCCUCAAAAGCUUCAAGGAAAUGAAGUUCCCUGCAGCCAUUCUGAGGGGCCUAAAGAAGAAGGGAAUUCACCACCCCACUCCCAUUCAGAUCCAGGGCAUCCCUACCAUCCUCUCUGGCCGUGACAUGAUUGGCAUUGCUUUCACUGGCUCUGGCAAGACAUUAGUGUUCACGCUGCCUGUCAUCAUGUUUUGCCUGGAACAGGAGAAAAGAUUACCAUUCUCUAAGAGGGAGGGACCCUAUGGGCUCAUUAUUUGCCCUUCAAGAGAAUUGGCUCGUCAGACCCACGGAAUCUUGGAGUAUUACUGUCGGUUGCUGCAGGAAGACAGCUCCCCGCCCUUGCGCUGUGCCCUCUGCAUUGGGGGUAUGUCAGUCAAAGAGCAGAUGGAAACUAUCCGGCAUGGAGUGCACAUGAUGGUGGCCACUCCUGGGCGUCUCAUGGACCUCCUACAGAAGAAAAUGGUGAGUCUGGACAUCUGCCGCUACCUGGCUUUGGACGAGGCUGACCGAAUGAUCGACAUGGGCUUUGAGGGAGACAUCCGAACCAUCUUCUCCUACUUCAAGGGCCAGCGACAGACACUGCUCUUCAGUGCUACCAUGCCCAAAAAGAUCCAAAAUUUUGCUAAGAGUGCCCUGGUAAAGCCUGUCACCAUCAACGUGGGCCGGGCAGGGGCUGCCAGUCUGGAUGUCAUCCAGGAGGUGGAGUAUGUGAAGGAAGAGGCCAAGAUGGUGUACCUGCUGGAGUGUCUGCAAAAGACACCCCCACCAGUCCUUAUUUUUGCAGAGAAGAAGGCAGAUGUGGAUGCCAUCCAUGAAUAUUUGCUUCUCAAGGGUGUGGAAGCUGUAGCCAUCCAUGGAGGCAAAGAUCAAGAAGAACGGACCAAAGCCAUUGAAGCAUUCCGGGACGGCAAGAAAGAUGUCUUAGUGGCUACUGAUGUGGCCUCCAAGGGCCUGGACUUUCCAGCCAUUCAGCAUGUCAUCAACUAUGAUAUGCCUGAGGAGAUUGAGAAUUAUGUACAUCGGAUUGGUCGAACAGGGCGCUCUGGGAACACAGGCAUCGCUACCACCUUUAUCAACAAGGCCUGUGACGAGUCAGUACUCAUGGAUCUCAAAGCCCUCCUUCUUGAAGCCAAGCAGAAGGUGCCUCCUGUGCUACAGGUCCUGCACUGUGGGGAUGAGUCCAUGCUGGACAUUGGAGGAGAGAGAGGCUGCACUUUCUGUGGGGGUCUGGGCCAUCGCAUCACUGACUGCCCCAAGCUGGAAGCCAUGCAGACCAAACAAGUCAGCAACAUUGGCCGAAAGGACUACCUGGCCCACAGCUCCAUGGACUUCUGAGCCCCCUGGCUGGACUGGAGCCAGAAGACCAGGUGCCCCCAGCCCUGUAAGGAGAGGCUACUUGGAUACUCUGCCUGCCCUCAGUGGAUUGCUGUCCUCCACCUUUUUAUCUUCUCCUUUUGGGGUGUCCCCUAUUAAAUUAGAAGUAUGGAGCUUACAUGUCUAUAAUGUUUUAAGGGCUGCAAAGCACCUUUCUCAAAAUAACCCCAGAGCAUUGGGAAGAAAUGUUAGCCCCAUUUUUCUAAGAGGGUAAACUGAGGCUUCAAUCCUUGCAGAUAGAAAUAUCGAAGCCAGGAUUUGAACCCAGAUUCCUGACUUCAUACUGCAUCUUAACAUGGAAGACAAUAUUCUGUGUGCUCUGGCUCAAUCACAAGCCCUCUUCUCUCCUUGCCCAUUUCCUAUCCCUCAGCCUCACCUUUAUGCCCUGGAAAAAGAAGGCUGAGACAGAUACCAGUUUCAAUACUUGGACUGGCCUGUUGUGCAACUCCUUAUUCUUCUAUCCCUUAGACUCCUUCUUGGUCAGGUUCACAUUUCCCAGAUGCACCUUUCCCAAGUUAUAGGACGGCCCACUAUGUGGGUCUCUUCCUGGGCUUCUGCUUACCUAUUUCCCAGCUUCCUUUUCUGUUUAUUAAACUCUGCCCUCUCCCCCAGGACCAUAACUAGUAGAAGGAACAAGCCCAGAAAGUUGUAAGGUUUCUGCUUUUAAGUGAUAUUUCCUGUCCAUUCUGUUAUAUCCUAUAGGAUAAAUGCUACCAUACCUUCUGUCUCCCAGAUCCUUCUAUAAAAUUGGUGUAGGAAUGAGAGAUGAAAAGUCUCAUGAGUCCCAAAAAAGGAGGACCAGGUCCUGCUUGACACUCCCCCCUUUCUUAUAGCCUCCUAGGCCCAGUCUCCCUUUUUAAUUUUUUUAACUUUUAUUGAUAAUUCUUGUUUUUAUAUAUCUUAAAUUUUCCCCUAUGUUCUUCUGUUUCCCUUUUCCCAAAGAGCUCUCUCUCAUGACAAAUAAAUUUUUUUAUAAAGAAAAAGAGAAAAAAAGUAUAUCAGAAAAAUCUGAUGUUAUAUGCAAUGUCCCACAGCCUGACUUCCUACACCAAAGGAGUUGGAGGGAGGCUUUUUCUCAUAUUUCUUUUCAAUGACAUAUUCAUUUUGACUCAUUUUUGAUUGUUAUUUUUUCCAUUUGAGUUGAUGUGGUCUUUGUGUAUUAUUGUUUUCCUGGUUUUGUAAAGGCUUCAUACUUCUUUGUAUUCGACAUAUUUGUCCUCUUACGUAGCAAUCAGAUUCCGUUAUAUUCACCUACCACAGUUUGUUUAACCAUUCCCUAAUCCAUGGCAUCUACUUUGUUUCUAGUUGUUUGUUCCCACUAAAAAAUGUUGCUAUGAAUAUUAUAAUGUCUAUGGAGCCUUUUUGUCAUUGACUUCUUUUGAGUAUAUUCCAGGCAGUAGGAUCUCCGAAGUCAAGGGUUAUGGAUAUUGUAGCCACUUGAUUUUCAUAAUUCCCUUUUAAGUUCCAGAAUGGUUGUACUAAUUCCCAGCUCUGUCAAAAUGCAUCAGUGUGCUGACCUUCCCACAAUCCCUCCGACAUGAACUAUUCCCAUCUUUUGUUGUUUUUGCCUGUUUGUUGAAUGUGAGGUGAAACCUUGGGGGUAUUUUGAGUUGCAGUUCUCUUAUUAAUGAUUCAGAGUAUUUUUCAAUAUGAUUUUUAAUAGUUUACAUUUUUCCUUCUGAUAACUGUUAACCUUUAACCACUUACCUAUUAAAGAAUAACUUUAGUGAAAUGGGUACAUGAUUAGAUAUAAUGGGGUGAUAUAAUAAAUAAUUUAAAGCACAAGGGAGAGUUUGCCUGUCAGAUCUUUGGGAAAGGGAGGAACUUAUGAUUAAAGAAGAACUAGAGAAUAUUAUAAAAUGUAUAAUGGGUAAUUUUGAUUAUAUUAAAUUAAAAAGGCUUUGCAUAAACAAAACCAAGGCAGCCAAGAUUGGACGUGAAGCAGAAAGCUGGGAAAAAAUUUUAUAGCCAGUAUUUCUGUUAAAGGUCUUAUUUCUAAAAUAUAUAGAGAACUGAGUCAAAUUUAUAAGUCAUUCCCCAACUGAUAAAUGGUCAAAAGAUAUGAACAGUUUUCAGAUGAAUGAACUUAAAACUAUCUAUAGUCAUGAAAAAGUACUCCAAUCACUAUUGAUUAGAGAAUUGCAAAUUAAAACAACUCUGAGGUACCACCUCAUACUCAUACUUAUCAUAUUGACUAAGAUGAAAGGAAAAUAUAAUGAUAAGUCUUGGAGGGAUAUGGGAAAACUGCAACACAAAUGCAUUGUUGGGUGGAGUUGUGAACUGAUCCAACCAUUCUGAAGAGUAAUUUCAAACUAUGCCCAAAGGGUUAUCAAACUUUUCAAACCCUUUGAUCCAGCAGUGUCAUUAUUGGGUAUGUAUCUCAAAGAGAUCAUGAAAGAGGGAAAAGGAUCUACAUGUGCAAAAGUGUUUAUAGCAGCUUUUUUUAUGGUGACAAGGAAUUGGAAAUUGAGUGUAUGCUUAUCAGUUGGAGAAUAGCUGAAUGUGGUAUAUAAAUGUAUUGGAAUACUGUUGUAUAAGAAAUAAUAAAUGGCCUGAUUUCAGAAAAACCUGUAAAGACUUACAUGAACUGAGGCUGAAUGAAGUGAGAAAGAAAACAUUUUGCACAGUAACAGCAAAAUUGUGUGAUGAUCAACUAUGAUAUGAUAUGACUUAACUCUUCUCAGCAAUAUAAUGAUUGAAGACAAUUCCAAUAGACUUGGAAUGGAAAAUGCCAUCUACAUCCAGAGAGAGAGAGAGAGAGAGAGAGAGAGAGAACUAUGGAGACUGAAUGCAGAUUGAAACAUGCUAUUUUCACCUUUUUGUUUUGUUUUGUUUUCCUUCUUGUGGUUUUUCCUUCUUGUUCUGAUUUUUCUUUGCCAAUAUGACUCAUAUGGAAAUAUGUUUUAAAAAUUAAUUGUACAUGGAAAAGAAAGAAUA
Messenger RNA from Antechinus flavipes (yellow-footed antechinus), 7472 nucleotides. It is a transcript of the gene DDX41, whose product is annotated as DEAD-box helicase 41. Gene Ontology annotation, cellular component: spliceosomal complex. The record is from RefSeq and is a predicted model, not a curated record. The coding region runs from base 2601 to 4496 and encodes 631 amino acids. Gene Ontology annotation, biological process: mRNA splicing, via spliceosome. NCBI's taxonomy places the organism in Eukaryota, Metazoa, Chordata, Mammalia, Dasyuromorphia, Dasyuridae. The transcript has 18 exons. Gene Ontology annotation, molecular function: RNA helicase activity; zinc ion binding; RNA binding.